AGACUCAGGAGGGUGCAAGGAAGUGUCUUAGCUGAGCUGGGGUGGGAAGGGGACGGACGGUAGGGAGAAGCUGCCGGAGAAGCACAUUCUGCUGGGUCUGAGCUUCCAGAGGGGCUUCUUCUGCAUGCCAGGAAGGGCACCCUCAGGGCUUCUCUUACUCAGGGUGCUAGCUGAGUUGGUGAUAUAGCUCUGGAGCUGGUGUCCCUGGGACUCACCGCCUAUCUUCACUCCAUUCACCAGUAUGGAAGAUGAUAGUUACAACUACUAUGGGGCUGACAACCAGUCUGAAUGUGAGUACGAAGACUGGAAGUCCUCUGGAGCUCUCAUCCCUGCCAUCUACAUGCUGGUCUUCCUUCUAGGCACCACCGGCAAUGGCCUGGUGCUCUGGACCGUGUUUCGGAGCAGCCGGGAAAAGAGACGCUCAGCUGACAUCUUCAUUGCCAGCUUGGCAGUGGCCGACCUGACCUUUGUGGUGACUUUGCCACUGUGGGCCACCUAUACCUACCGGGAGUUUGACUGGCCCUUUGGAACCUUCUCUUGCAAGCUCAGCAGCUACCUCAUCUUUGUCAACAUGUAUGCCAGUGUUUUUUGCCUCACUGGCCUCAGCUUCGACCGAUACCUGGCCAUUGUCAGGCCAGUGGCCAAUGCUCGACUUAGGCUGAGGGUCAAUGGGGUUGUGGCCACAGCUGUCCUGUGGGUGCUGGCUGCCCUUCUGGCUGUGCCUGUAAUGGUGUUCCGUUCCACGGCUAACACGGAAAACAGCACCAAGGUCCAGUGCUACAUGGACUACUCCAUGGUGGCUACCUCAAACUCAGAGUGGGCCUGGGAGGUGGGCCUUGGGGUGUCAUCCACCGCCGUAGGCUUUGUGGUGCCCUUCACCAUCAUGCUGACAUGUUACUUCUUCAUUGCCCAAACCAUCGCUGGCCACUUCCGAAAGGAGCGCAUUGAAGGCCUGCGGAAGCGGCGCCGGCUGCUCAGCAUCAUCGUGGUGUUGGUGGUGACUUUCGCCCUGUGCUGGAUGCCUUACCACCUGGUGAAGACGCUCUACAUGCUGGGGAAUUUGCUGCACUGGCCCUGUGACUUCGACAGCUUCCUCAUGAAUGUCUUUCCCUAUUGCACCUGCAUCAGCUACGUCAACAGCUGCCUCAACCCCUUCCUCUACGCCUUUUUCGACCCCCGAUUUCGCCAGGCCUGCACUUCCAUGCUGUGCUGUGAUCAGAGCAGGUGCAAAGGUACCCCUCACAGCAGCAGUGGGGAGAAGUCAGCCAGUUAUUCUUCUGGGCACAGCCAGGGCCCUGGCCCCAACAUGGGAAAGGGAGGAGAGCCGAUGCACGAGAAAUCCAUUCCCUAUAGUCAAGAGACCCUUGUGGACUAGGGCUGAGGCCAGAGACAAACCUGGUGCCUUGGGUCUGACCCAAACUUCACCCUCGCUCUCUGAGAACCAGGUAGCAUGGCUGCACCUUCUCCCUGACCCCGGCUCCUUUCCCUGCUCCCUGCCUCCAAGCUCUGUCUUGCUUCCACGUCUCCGAGGUUUGUGCUUCAGAGGGAAGAGAUGGAGCCUUGCCACAGACUCAGCAGCUCAAUGUCCCCGAGGCUGACAUCGCACAAGUCUCCUAUCCUCUGCAAGCCUCAGUUUCUCUGUUUGUAUUAAAUGGGAGAAUGCUUUAUGGACCCUAAAACGUUGAAGAUGAGUCCUGACUUAAUUUGUUUCCUUCUACUCUUCCUCAGCUUUCUAGCCCCUCCCUUCUCUUCCUUUUUUGUUUUCUCUGCUGCAGAUUUUUUUUUUUACUGUUAAUUACUCAGUUUCUAGAUCUAACUCUUAGUCUUCUAAUGGAUUCCUAAGGCUGGGCUCCUAAGGGUUAAGAAUGCUGAAGCUUGAAGGAUAACCCUUUGAGUUCUUAUCCUGUUUUCUGAGAGCCAACAGGGCAGGGUGGGCUGUGUGUGUAAGCAAAGAAUUAGAGCUCUGGGUCUUUCCAAAAGUUGGAUCGAUUCACUCUUGGUUCAGACACCAGGGCCAGACUGAGUUUUGAAUAGAGAUUUCUCUUUGGCAGAAUCUCUGUGUUGCUUAGUAGAUAAUGCACCCAACAACCCAGUGUCCUUGAGAGUUACAAGGCAACAGGGCUGAGGAAGCUGUGGACCACGCUGUUCCUAUGAAGGGGCAGUUGGGAAGGGAAACCAGAGAAAGAGGGGUUAGAGGGGAAUCUGUAUUUAGUCUGUAUGCUGCUUGGCUCCCCUCCCCCAUCCUCAUUACCCCCCCCCCCCCAGAACUGUGAAAAGUAGAGCAGAUCUUUCUCCAGCCCCGUCACUCACCCCACCAUCUCUAGGAUGUUUUCCAUAGGUGUUGGUGCUAUUUGGCACUAAGAGUCACUUGCUUGGGUAAGACUGUUUGCUUUUUGUCUAUGUGGCUAUAUAUAAAUGCUACACACACACACACACACACACACACACACACACACACACACACACACACACACGAACUUCAUGGAUGAAGGAACUUAGAUGAUCCCCCACUGAUUUCCUCCUGCAACUCUGCAGGUCUCACAGUCCACUUGGGUAAGAAUGUAUAUAUGGAGAAAUGUAGAAUAGAUGAGUACACCCCCACUGGAUUUGGGGAACUCUGACGGCUGGUCCGUAUUUAGGAAAGAAAUGUAUGUGUGUGCUGGGCUUUCUGUAGGGAGCUGUUUCCUCAGUAUCAUCUGGGAGCUGGGCCCCAGCUUCUCUUCCAGUUCCAUAGUGGGAAGAAGAGACUUAUAGUUAUAACAUGGCCCUUCUCCUGUGUCCAUACCCGCUUUCCAGCUAUUCCUUACCACUCCCACUUUCUUCAGGGUCUGCAGUCCUCUUCCUAAGGAUACCACUUUCUUGCCACAGGAUGAGAGAUACUGGGUGAAUGUUUGUUCUCCUCCCCAACAGGACUGAGCCUCUUGGCUUAUCUUGCAGGUGUGUGUGUGUGUGUGUGUGUGAAAGUGACUGGAACAGCUGUGGGGGGGCCUUAAGGACAAAAUUAAUAUGGGGCCUUUGUGAGCUGGAAAUGGGUGUGCAUAUUCCGGGUUUUGUUCUUGGAGGGCUCUGGAAACCAAGGACAAGACAUAUGCCACGGAAACAGGAAGAGCCUGGCUUGAUGUGGUUGGACCAUCUUUGGCACAAAUCCUGCUCCUGAAGCAGAAAGGGGGUUGCUGGGUGGGGGGGGCAACUCCUCUCUGCUGAGUCUCUGUGUGUCUCAGGCCAGAGACUUUCACACAGCUCCUUUCUCUGCCCAGGGCCACCCUCAAACCAGCCAGUAGAGGCUGCAGGAGGCUUCUAGGAGGCAGGAAACCCAUCCAUGGCAUGGGACAGAUGCAGCAGUGGAGGCUGCCUCUUCUCCCCACCCCCACCCCUCUCCAGAAUGUGCCCUAUUCUGAUCCUGUUAGUCACCUUGGUUCACCAAAUAAAACUGUUUUGUGUA
Mesocricetus auratus (golden hamster) is the source of this 3442-nucleotide messenger RNA. It is a transcript of the gene Aplnr, whose product is annotated as apelin receptor. The transcript has a single exon. The record is from RefSeq and is a predicted model, not a curated record. Gene Ontology annotation, biological process: G protein-coupled receptor signaling pathway; immune response. Gene Ontology annotation, cellular component: membrane. Gene Ontology annotation, molecular function: G protein-coupled receptor activity. Bases 242 to 1375 code for a protein of 377 amino acids. Lineage: Eukaryota; Metazoa; Chordata; Mammalia; Rodentia; Cricetidae.